AUGUGGGUCCUUGGGAAGAUCAGGGAGAGUGUGGAGAGCAUUCCUUUAGAGGUCAGUCGUUACGUGGGAAAGAGUGAGGAGGACGUGUCUUCUAAAAUAAUUUCUCACAAUCUGCACAACAACAUCCUCACGCCCGACAAGAUCCCAGAGUUCUGUCUGCCUCCGCGGCUCUGCAGGAGGAGCCCCCUGAUUGAAGCAGAGACAGCCCCGACUCGCCUGCACAGACACAAACAAAUACCAAAGAGCAGCACUUGUUCGAACACAACAAAUGUAAAGACCAAGGAGUCUAAAACAAAAAUUGGGGAUGCUUCAGUGGCUUGGGGGGCCACAAAGAAACCUUUGCCAUUCUCUGCAGAUGGGUAUGGGCUGGCUGGGAUAUAUGAGAGCCCCAACACUCGGAGAAAAGAGUCUUUGUUCCACUCAAAUUUGCCUGUUUACGUGCUCAACAGAAGAGCUCCCAUUGCAGCACCCAGGCUGGCAAAGGAGACAAACCUGACCAAGAAAACCUUAUCUGGGUUUUUCCCUGUGUUUUCAAGCAAGAGCCCGUCAGAGGCAGGAAGCACGGGGAGUGAAACACCUUCUUCCAGUGACUCCUCGCCCAUUAGUUCCCCUUACAGCACUAAAUCCUCCUUCUACAUCCCAUCAGGCAGUGGUCGUCUUAAAGCAGCAGUAUCCUGUCCACACUUACAUGACAACAGGGAGGAGAAAGGGAGGAUGAAGAGGGCUUUUUUAAGUGUGCAAACUUUUCCAAGUAGCCCCCCCACCUCAGUGGGAAGCUCGCUCACCCUCGCCCCACCUGUCCUCUUCCCACUGGAUGUUCUGCAGUGUCAGGAGAGGCUUCAGCGGGAGCACGUCCUGCCUCUGCAGGGCCGUGUUAAAGUGCGCCUCUCUGCAGAGAGCACCACAUUCUCCACCAACACGCUCUCAUCCCUCUCCACAGUCAGAGUUCGUGUGGUGUCUGUGGAAGGCCUGCAGGACGACUCUGGCCGGCAACCCAUCAACUGUUCAGUGAGUCUGUGUCUGACACCAGGAAAGCUGCAGCAACAGAAGAGCGCCACCAUCAGGAACUGCCGCAGCCUUGUGUUUAAUGAGGAUUUCUUCUUCACAGAGCUGAGUCGCGAGGAUCUGCUGGAACUGCAGCUGAGAUUAAAAGUGAUGGAUAAGCCUGCAGCUGGAACACUGAGGAGGGGGACAGUGAUCGGAGUCAUCAACAAACCUUUGUCUCAGUUACUUCAUCUUAAUAAAUGGUUGCAAAAAUAG
Molecule: messenger RNA, 1260 nt
Organism: Paralichthys olivaceus (Japanese flounder)
Lineage: Eukaryota; Metazoa; Chordata; Actinopteri; Pleuronectiformes; Paralichthyidae
Product: C2 calcium-dependent domain-containing protein 4C
Source: RefSeq, a predicted model, not a curated record